This is a messenger RNA of Triticum turgidum subsp. durum (durum wheat), 756 nucleotides long. The record is from the annotation of a GenBank genome assembly. NCBI's taxonomy places the organism in Eukaryota, Viridiplantae, Streptophyta, Magnoliopsida, Poales, Poaceae.
AUGCAAUCUUUGCUCCGGAAUGUCUGCCGAGCCGGAAACCGCGGGGCUGCGGCGAGGCUCCUGGAAUUUGCUGCUCCUGUAGCCACUCAGCCGGGGGCUACCCCGCCAUCCUCGGCCAUCAAAUACCUCAGGCCUUGCGGGUUCACUCCUCCAACUGGGGUAGGAUUCUUGUCCUCUUUUGUCUCUUCUUCGAAUUCGUCCAGGUCAUGUCAUCUGGAUCAAUUUCUUUGCGUGCAGAAUUGGUUCAUUUCCCGUGAUGGUGUUCCUGCCUCCUCUGGUUUCUGCGCAAAGGUUCUCAUGACGAGGAGUUUGUCGACGGUGGGAACUGUUGAGGUUGCCUCGGACGAGGACGAUUCCAGCUCCCCUGCGGUUGAGCACCCCCCACGCAUCAAGUUCAAGAGGCCCGACAAGACUGCCAGGCACAUUAUGAAUAUCUUGAACAAAGAGGCGGUUGAAAAGGUCCGUUCGGAGAGGGAGAUUCCUGAUGUGCAGCCUGGAUGCAUCAUUCAGAUGAGAUUGCAAGUUCCUGAGAACAAACGGCGAGAGUCUACAUUGAAAGGGAUUGUGAUAGCAAGGCGCAAUGCUGGGAUAAAUACAACCUUCAGAUUGCGUAGAUUAGUAGCUGGUGUGGGAGUCGAGUCCGUCUUUCCACUUUACUCACCAAACAUCAAAGAAAUGAAGAUCUUGGACAGGAAGAAAGUCAGGAGAGCUAAGCUGUAUUACCUGAGAGACAGGAUGAAUGCACUUAAAAAAUGA